UAAUAGUUUAAGUAUCGCACUAUCGUCUGCUCGUUGCAUUACCAAUAAAAUCACACCAAAAUCACCAACGACCACAACAACAACGACACAAACUUCACGAACUAGAAGUUUGACGACUGCAACUACUGUUCGAGAAGGACAUAGACAAGAUAGACAAUAUACUAGACCAGCAGCUACAUAAUCUACCACCGAAUAUGGCUGUCCGCGCGCAGUUCGAGAACUCGAAUGAGGUCGGAGUCUUCUCCACGCUCACAAACUCAUAUGCUCUUGUUGCCGUUGGCGCGAGCGAGAACUUCUACAGCAUCUUCGAAGCCGAGCUCCAAGACGUCAUCCCCAUCUGCCACUGCACCAUCGCCGGCACACGCAUCAUCGGGCGUCUCACAGCCGGAAACCGCAAAGGCCUCCUCGUCCCCACCAGCACGACGGACCAAGAGCUGCAGCACCUGCGCAACAGCAUCCCCGACAGCGUGAAAAUCCAACGCAUCGAAGAGCGUCUCUCGGCUUUGGGGAACGUCAUCGUAUCCAACGACCACGUCGCGCUGGUCCACCCAGACAUUGAGAGAGAGACGGAGGAAAUCAUCGCUGAUGUCCUAGGCGUAGAGGUGUUCCGCCAGACGAUCGCGGAUAAUGUCUUAGUCGGGUCAUACAUGUCGUUAUCGAACCAGGGCGGGCUUGUGCAUCCGAAGACGAGUAUCCAGGAUCAGGAUGAGCUGAGUAGUUUGUUGCAGGUGCCGCUUGUGGCGGGGUCGAUUAAUAGGGGAAGUAGUGUGGUGGGCGCGGGGAUGGUGGUGAAUGAUUGGCUUGCGGUGGCGGGGUUGGAUACUACGGCGACGGAGCUGAGUGUGGUGGAGAGCGUGUUUAGGUUGGGAGAGGGGAUGGCGCCGGGGAUGAUUAAUACGAGUCUUAAGGAUACGAUGGUGGAGUCGUUUUACUGAUCUGGGAGCCGCGGUGCGGGGGAUGAAAAGUUUGGGUUGGGGGUGCUUGGUUUUCUCGUUUUGGUGGGGAGAGGGAUGAAAGGGAUAAAGGGGUGGAUUGAUUACCUUGACCUAUGAGGAUUGGGGCGGUGGUAUUCGUUGGGGAUGCUGAGUUUUGAGCGGUAUUGCUCUGCCCUAGACGGUGUUGGCGUGGAUAGAUAGACGCAUAUCCUGCGCCCGAGAAGAGAAACCUUUUGACCCCGU
Messenger RNA from Pseudogymnoascus verrucosus, 1178 nucleotides. RefSeq names its product Eukaryotic translation initiation factor 6 (gene TIF6). The coding region runs from base 195 to 935 and encodes 246 amino acids. Gene Ontology annotation, molecular function: ribosomal large subunit binding. The transcript is spliced from 3 exons. The record is from RefSeq and is a predicted model, not a curated record. Gene Ontology annotation, cellular component: preribosome, large subunit precursor; cytosol; nucleolus. NCBI's taxonomy places the organism in Eukaryota, Fungi, Ascomycota, Leotiomycetes, Thelebolales, Thelebolaceae. Gene Ontology annotation, biological process: maturation of LSU-rRNA; assembly of large subunit precursor of preribosome; maturation of 5.8S rRNA.